UUUAACAGAUAUGGAAAAUCUAGUAGCAAAUUGCUUUGAAAACUCUGAAGAAAAUGGCCAUGUACGCUUCUCUGGAACUUUAAAAGUUGAUUAUGAUUUUAUUAACAAUACAUCAAGUAAAAAUCAAGAAUGUAAAAAUCAAGAAAGUGAAAAUCAAGAAUGUAAAAAUCAAGAAAGUGAAAAUCAAGAAUGUAAAAAUCAAGAAA
This is a messenger RNA of Dentiscutata erythropus, 206 nucleotides long. Lineage: Eukaryota; Fungi; Glomeromycota; Glomeromycetes; Diversisporales; Gigasporaceae. The record is from the annotation of a GenBank genome assembly.